AUGUCUAUCGCUACGACAUACCCCUUCGACCCGGCCACAGAUAUCCCUUCCCUUGCCGGGAAAGUGAUCUUUAUCACCGGCGCAAACACUGGCCUUGGAAAAGCCACUGCCAUUGAACUGGCCAAGCAUUCUCCUGCUCAUGUAUACAUCACUUCCCGGAACUCCGCCAAGGGGAAUGCUGCACUAGAGGAAGUCAGGAAGACAGCUAGUGAAGGCACCAAGGUCUCUCUGUUACACCUCGAUCUCUCCAGCUUCGAAAGCAUCAAGUCUGCAGCUGCCGAGUUCCUCAAGCGUGAGGACAGACUCGACGUCCUCUUGCUGAAUGCUGGAGUAAUGGGCGUUCCACCAGUCCUAACUAAGGAUGGAUACGAGAUGCACAUGGGAAUCAACCACCUCGGGCAUGCUUUGCUUCUCAAGUUUCUCAAGCCCAUCCUUGGCAAGACUCCCGAUGCUCGUGCUGUACAUCUCAGCUCUGCUGGAUUCCGUCACGUCGGACCGGCUGGUAUUGAAUUCGAAACCCUUAAGUCAGCUAAGAGCGAAACGGCUUUACCCUUCCGAUACGCUCAGAGCAAGCUCGCUUGUCUUCUUUAUGCAAGAGAAGCAGCCAAGCGAUAUCCCGAAUUCAAGAACAUCGCCAUCAACCCAGGCGAGGUUCAAACUGAGCUUUUUACUCGUGAGGCAGGAGAUGACUUGAUGAAACAUCUACAAGAGAAUGUGGCUUUUAAAGUCACAAUUCCCAUUUCGGAGGGUGUCAAGAAUCAUCUUUGGGCUACUACUGCUCCGGAUAUUGAGAAUGGAGAAUUUUAUGAACCUGUCGGAAAGACGGGCGGACUAGAGGGACAUGGCUUGGACGAUGAGAUGGCCAAGAAGCUCUGGGAUUGGACGGAGGAGCAGCUGAAAAACCAGGUCCUGUAG
Messenger RNA from Fusarium fujikuroi IMI 58289, 915 nucleotides. RefSeq names its product Bli-4-like alcohol dehydrogenase. The transcript has a single exon. The record is from RefSeq and is a predicted model, not a curated record. NCBI's taxonomy places the organism in Eukaryota, Fungi, Ascomycota, Sordariomycetes, Hypocreales, Nectriaceae. The coding region runs from base 1 to 915 and encodes 304 amino acids.